Messenger RNA from Arabis nemorensis, 2016 nucleotides. Lineage: Eukaryota; Viridiplantae; Streptophyta; Magnoliopsida; Brassicales; Brassicaceae. The record is from the annotation of a GenBank genome assembly.
AUGGCUCAAAGUUUAGCAGUGAAUUUGGUCGAAAACAUUGUUCAUGAACGUGUUGGUGAUAUUUCAAUUCUGGUAAUCGACGAUGACAAUAUAUCAAAUGCGACUCUCACUUCAAUACUUGAAAAGUUUUCAUACAAAGUGAUAAGCGUGAAAGUAGCGAAUGAGGCUGUAUCGAUGAUUGAAAAACAAAAGGACAUCGGACUUGUCAUAGCCAACAUUGAAUUGCCUAACAUAGACUCACAAUCAUUCCUCACCACUUUGCUUCAUAAAGAUAUUCCUCUCAUACUGAUCACUCCGGAGAUAAUGACAAAGAAAACAUCAGAUUCUUUGACAAAAGCAACACUUUUUUGUUUGAAGAAGCCGAUAUUUGUGAAUGAUAUCGAAAACCUUUGGCAACAUGUGCUACCCAAGAAAAGCCAAGUGUUCGAGAAAAUCAACAUAGCUGAAAAACAAAAGAUUGUUAUGACAGAAGAUACAAAGCAGAUUGAAGCUUUCAUGGAAAACCUUAAGAGGCCGAGAACAAGUCAAGCAACUUUGCUUGGAAGAAGAAAAUACAUGAAAGCAUUCCCAACUUCUGAAAUGUACCAAAAGAGAACAAGUAUAGAAAAUGCUGAAUGGAAAACCAAACCGAUGUGUCCCAUUGAGAUUGAGAAUAAGGGGAGAGAAGGGGAGAAAGUGGAGAUUAAUAUUGGAAGUCGCUGUGGCUUAUGGACUAAUUUUGAACGUCACAUGAAAUUUUUAGCUGCUCUGUCCAUUUUGGGUGAAAAAAGUUCUCGUCCCAAAUCCAUAUUGAGGAUUAUGAAUGACCCAAGCUUGAAUCAUCGUCAUGUUGCUAGCCACCUUCAGAAUUACAAAGCUCAAAUUGAGCGAAUCAAUGAAACAUUGCCUAGGAAUGAGUGGAUUUCGACAGAGAAAACAUUCAAAUAUCCUUCAAACUACGAAUAUCCUUUCAAAGCAUCCAACUUAACGAAGAAUCUCAUUGAAAUUUUCUUUAAAAAACCUUCGGAGAGAAAGGAAACGACACCAAAUCUUCAUCUAGGCGGGAAACUGGAUCUGACUACUCCCUCACUUUUUGGUAACAUAUUAAACAACUCAGCCAUAGAAGCUCCUUCAACCACAAGUAACAACCCACCUUACAAUAUUCCUUCUACCAAUGGUGUUAACCAUAGUGGUCUCGUUUCAACUAGCUUUAGUAGUGAUAAACUUCUUGGCCUUCCUAGUUUACCAUCAAGUGUUGGUGUAUCUAACACAGACACGAGGAUUUGUUUUCCUAACUCAGAUCCUAAACCAAUGCAAUCAUCUACCUCUGUUUUUGGAACCGAUAUGAACCCACUAGAUAUAGACCCUAUUUCUACCCUAAACUCUUGUGUUUUUCAAGCUGAUCAUAGCAUUGUGGGAGAAAAUUAUUUUCUUCCAGACUAUACCAUAGAACCUUUAGACACCAAUAUAGACCAAAUAGGUUGGAUUCCAUCAAUGGAGAAAAAUAGUCGUAAUGAAGCCAAUAUGAACCAUACGGAUUGGAUUCCUUCAACUGAAAAUUAUGUUCACCCUGAAACUGAUAUGAACAUAAUUUCUCUUGAAACUAAUACAACCCAGACGGGAGGGGCCUUUUCACGAGAAGGUUUUGUUCCUUGUGAAACAAAUUAUGAUGACAACAUGACUCAUCGUGAAACCAAUAAAGGAGAUAUGGGUUUGGUUCCUUUUGAGGAAGGUGAUGAUGUUCCAAUUGAAGAUCUCAUUUCUUUUGACAUUGAUGUCAAUGAGAUGGAUAUGGAUGUUUGGUUGGAAAAUUAUGAUACUUUUGAGAAAAACAUUCAUUUUUCGACAGGUAAUCUAGAAAAUGUCUUGCCCUCAAAUACUCAAGUCGGCUCGAUCUCUCAAAUUUCUAUGGAGGGCCAAGAUAAUCCUCUCGCUAUGCAUCAAAGAGAAGGUAUGAAUGGUAUGAAUGGAGAAGAUAAUAUUGAUAUUGGUCGAAAGAACAUAGAUUUGAUCGACGAGAUACUUCGUGAAGAUUAA